UUUUAGCCAACAUAGCCGAAAACAUUGCAGCUCUUUACACGUUUUCGGGGUAUAUUAGCCACAGUGUUUUAAACACACUUGUCGUAUCUACUAGUUAGUUACCCAAUUUAAUGUAAUAUGUACGUUGUUGUUAGCUAACUGGCUGAGUAAAUUAGCAGUAGUGCUAGUCUAGUCACUAAUGCUAACUAGCUAUUUAGCUAACAUCCCAACCAUGAGCUCAGUAAACGACUCCUCACCUUCUAAAGAUGGGAUCUGCUGGACGGAGAAAGAAACUCUGGGGCUGAACAUUGUCGUGAAAGAGGAGAAGGAAGAAGAGGAUGUCACAGUAAAAAAAGAAGUAAAGGGCGAGGCUGUUACAGUGAAAGAAGAAGAGUUAGAAGUUAAAUUGACAGAAGGUGAAGAAGCGUUCAGAGUGGAAGAGGAUGUUACAGUAAAAGAAGAGGGGGAGGUAAAAGAAGAGGUGGGGGAGAUGACUGUCACAGUGAAAGAAGAGGAAGACAUUUUUGGAAUGAAGGAAGUGGGGGAGAUUACUGUCACAUUGGAAGAAGAAGAAGAGGAGGAGACAGGAGAUCUGAUUAACAGCAGAGAGAGACCAGACUCUCAAUCUGACAGCAGAAAGAGUCCUUCAGGGGAACCAGACACUGAGAUGCCCAAGCCAGCGAUGCGACACCACUGCUCCCAGUGUAACAUGAGUUUUAAGUGGUUAUGGAAGCUGAAAGAGCAUGAAAGGAAACACACAGGAGAAAAGCCCUUCCAAUGCUCCCAGUGUGGAAAUAAAUUCUCACGAGCACAUGACCUGAAAUCACAUGAGAGGACACACACAGGGGAAAAACCACACAAUUGCUCACAGUGUGGAAAGCUUUUUUCCCAUUUAGGGAACCUGAACAAACAUAUGAGAAUACACUCUGGAGAGAAGCCUUACCCCUGUUCCCAUUGUGGAAAGAAUUUUAGGUCUUCAGAUAACCUGAAAGCGCAUGAAAGGACACACACAGGGGAGAAACCUUACCAUUGCUCUCUUUGUGGAAAGGAUUUUACCAAGUUGAGGAACCUAAAAGAGCAUGAGAGGAAACACACAGGUGAAAAGCCUUACGAAUGCUCCCAGUGUGGUAAGAGGUUUUCCCAUAUAGGGAACCUGAACAAACAUAAGAGAAUACACUCUGGAGAGAAGCCUUACCCCUGUUCCCAUUGUGGAAAGAAUUUUAGGUCUUCAGAUAACCUGAAAGCGCAUGAAAGGACACACACAGGGGAGAAACCAUACCAUUGUGCUCUGUGUGGAAAGGAUUUUACCAAGUUAGGGAACCUAAAAGAGCAUGAGAGGAAACACACAGGAGAAAAGCCUUACCACUGCUCCCAGUGUGGAGAGAGAUUUUCAAGAUCACCAAACCUUAAAAAGCAUCAGAGGACACACACAGGAGAAAAGCCUUACCACUGCUCCAAUUGCGGAAAGAUAUUUUCAACAUCAUCGGACCUAAAAAAGCACCAGAGGGGACACACAAGGGAGAAAUCUUACCAUUGCUCUCAAUGUGGAAAUAGUUUUUUACGAUCACAUGACCUAAAAUCGCAUGAGCUGACACACACAGGAGAAAAACCACAUAGUUGCUCCCAGUGUGGAAAGUGUUUUUUGUAUUUAGGGAACCUGAACAAACAUAAGAAAAUACACUCUGGAGAGAAGCCUUACCCCUGUUCCCAUUGUGGAAAAUUCUUUAGGUCGUUAGAUAACAUGAAGGAGCAUGAGAGGACACACACAGGGGAGAAGCUUUACCAUUGCGCCCUGUGUGGAAAGAGAUAUUCACGAUCACAUGACCUAAAAUUACAUAAAAGGAAACACACAGGGGAAGAAAACACACAAUUACACACACAGGGGAUAAAUCACACAAUUGGUCCCAGUGAGGAAAGAAUUUUACGCAGUUAGAGAACCUCUUCUCAUUGUGGAACUAUAUUUUCCUGGUCACAUUACCUAAAUUCACAUCAAAUCAAACCAAGCGAUAUUUAUUCAGCACAUUUCAGACAUGGAAUGGAACACAAUGAGCUUCACGGGAAAAAAACGAUGAAAACAAAAACUGAAACGUUUACUACACACAACAAACAUAAGAGGAUAAAAAACUAAAGAUUGACUGGUCUUGGUCAGUACCCGUACUGCAACAUUCUGUAUGUUUUACAGUUGACCAAAGGCUUUCUUGAGUAGACCAGAUAGGAGAGCAUUACAGUAGUCAAGCCUGCUUGUAAUAAAAGCAUGGAUGAGUCUCUCUGUAUCAGCCUAAGAAAGAAAAGGCCGCACCUUGGCAAUGUUCCUCAGGUGGUAAAAAGCUAUGUUUUGUCACAUUCCUAAUGUGUGAUCCGAAAUUGCUGCAGCAUUCUCGAUGACGACUAGCUUGAUUAAGUCUCCAUGUGUAUCGCAAUAGGUCAGGGGUUUAUAAUCUCCAAAUAUCCACUAUUUCUAAUGAGUCCAUAAUAUUUGUGAUUUCUUCUUCAUUGAUGAUAGUUUGUAGAGUCUCCUCCAUGUGUAUCGCAAUAGGUCAGGGUUUUAUAAUCUCCAAAUAUCCACUAUGUCAAAUGUGCCCAUAAUAUUUGUGAUUUCUUCUUCAUUGAUGAUAGUUUGUAGAGUCUCCUCCAUGAAUCUCUCACUAGGUCAGGGGUUUUUAGUCUCUAAAUUUCCCCUAUUUCUAAUGAGUCCAUAAUAUUUGUGAUCUCCGUAAGGGCACGGUGAUGAUAGUUUGUAGAGUGAUUUCCUUUAUGGUCAAUUGAGCUACUUAACACUGUGUUAUAGUGUCCUACCAUAAUGAUUGGAUCGUUUGUUGCAUGUAAGUUCAAUAAAUUGGUAUAAAUAUUUUUUAAGAAGUGUGGAUCAUCGUGAUUUGGACCAUAUAGAUUAAUGAGCCAAAUCUGUUUUUCCAAUCACUUUUUAUAUUCAAAAGGAUCCACCUUCCUUGCGAAUAAUUCCUGACUGUUUGCACGUUUGGAUUGGCAUUUUUGUUAAUUAAUAUCAUCACACCUUUUGAGUUCCUUUGUCCAUGACAGAACAUUAUUUCACCACCCCAUUCCUUUUUUCCACGCAACUUCAUCUAAGGAUGUAGAUUGAGUUUCCUGUAAGUAGUAUAUGUUAUAUUCCUUUUCUUUCAGCCGCAUAAAGACUGAUAUUUUCCUAUAAUCUCUUAAGCCGUUACAAUUAUAACUGGCUAUACUUAUUUUAGCCCUUACUGUAACUAUAUACUAUUCUCAGUCAAAAUUGACCAUAAUUAGUGCUUGUAAAAUUACUGCCAUAAGAGGUAUUUUGACGGUCAAAAAUAGAGAUUUCAAAUGUCUGAUGUUUAGAAUUCAAGAAACAGGUUCGAGCAACAUUUGUUUGGUUUUGUAUGCCUGUGCCACAGAUGUUAGAAAAUUGAGUCAAGAUAUUGCGUGUAGUAGAUCUGUGUAGGUUGAUGUGUAUGAUACUGGAUGUGAUUUAGUGUGUACGAUGUCUGGAUUAGAGUAAGACUAUAAUGUGUGAUGUCUAAAUAAAGA
This is a messenger RNA of Salvelinus namaycush (lake trout), 3501 nucleotides long. RefSeq names its product zinc finger protein 883-like. Gene Ontology annotation, cellular component: nucleus. NCBI's taxonomy places the organism in Eukaryota, Metazoa, Chordata, Actinopteri, Salmoniformes, Salmonidae. The transcript has 2 exons. Bases 179 to 1912 code for a protein of 577 amino acids. The record is from RefSeq and is a predicted model, not a curated record.